UCCCCGCCGCAGGCUGCGCUCAUCGAUGAGCUCUACGGCCUGGUGGUGGAUGCCAUUUUUGGAUUCAGCUUCAAGGGAGCGGUACGGGAGCCCUUCGGCAGUAUCCUCAGCACCCUUGAGCGCAUCACGGUGCCCAUCGCCAGCAUCGACAUCCCCUCGGGCUGGGACGUGGAGAAGGGGAAGGCGGACGGUCUCCAGCCCGACAUGCUCAUCUCGCUUACGGCACCCAAGAAGGCAGCCAUGCAUUUUGCCGGCCGCUACCACUUCCUUGGGGGCAGGUUUGUGCCCGCCGCGCUCCAGGAGAAAUACGCUUUAAACCUGCCACCGUACCCUGAGACAGACUGCGUCCUGCAGCUGACCUAG
This is a messenger RNA of Cariama cristata (Red-legged seriema), 363 nucleotides long. RefSeq names its product apolipoprotein A-I binding protein (gene NAXE). NCBI's taxonomy places the organism in Eukaryota, Metazoa, Chordata, Aves, Cariamiformes, Cariamidae. Gene Ontology annotation, cellular component: mitochondrion. The annotation marks the transcript as partial. Gene Ontology annotation, molecular function: NAD(P)HX epimerase activity. The transcript has 2 exons. The record is from RefSeq and is a predicted model, not a curated record.